This is a messenger RNA of Erythranthe guttata (spotted monkey flower), 2337 nucleotides long. Lineage: Eukaryota; Viridiplantae; Streptophyta; Magnoliopsida; Lamiales; Phrymaceae. The record is from RefSeq and is a predicted model, not a curated record.
CAGGGAAAAUAAAUCAGCAGCAUAGUGAAGGGAGAUCCUCUGCAAGGUGGAACGAAUUUAUGAAUAUUAAGUUUAUUGAGUUAUGUGAGGAGGAAAUUGGAAAAGGCAAUAGGCCAAAUAGUCACUUCAAUUCCAGUGGGUGGAAAAUUUUGGUUAGGAGGUUCAACGAGGUGACGGGAAAAAACUAUGUUUAUAAGCAACUUCGCAAUCAUUGGGAUUCUAUGAAGAAAGAUUGGAUUUUGUUUAAGAAAUUAAUGCACCAGGAGACUGGAAUUGGAUGGGAUCCCUUGACGAAUUCAAUUGAGGCUUCUGAUGAGUGGUGGGCUCGAAAACUUAGAGUAAUUUUCUAACACAAAUCUUAUACAUUUACUUAUAUAUUUUAUUAAUAAUAUCUUAGAUAACGUAGUACCUAUGAUUAUUGCAGGAAAAUGGAGACUAUAACAAGUUUAGGAACAAAGAUUUAUCACUAAUUUGGUUUCGCUAUGAUAAACUAUUUUCUGAUGUUGCUGCUACGGGAGAAAGAGCACGAGCACCAAACCAAAGAACUCAGAAUGAAAUUGACAACGAUGGAGAGUUGUUUAAAAAUAAUGGGGAGUUUAAUGAAGUCGAAGAACAUGUGGAAAUUGACGAUAUUGAUGACAAUGAUUAUAUUGGAGUAGAUGAGUACAAUACAAAUCCCGAAAUGAAAGAAGAAGAUGAUAAUGCCAAAGAAAUUGUGUUUCCAUCCUUUUCAACUCUCAAGAGAAAAUCCAUUGGAGAAAGCCAUAAAGUCAAAAAAAAGGUAUCUGGGGCAGCUUCAUUAAAGGAAGAUAUUCAUUCUCUUCUUCAAUUUAUGGAAAAGAAGAGUAGUACCACUUCAACACUCUCCAUAGAGAUAACAAUCGCAACAGCAUUGAAGAUGUUAAAUAACCUCUCUGGAAUACCCUCGUUAAGUGAACUUUGGAAUUAUGCUAGUAAUUUAAUGAGCAAAAAGGAUAUGCGAGAAAUAUUCGCUAAUCAACCUUCGGACGAGGCUCGAUUAAGUUGGCUAGAGUAUAACUUUAACAAGUAUAAAAAGAAUCGCUAAAUGUAGUGCUUGAGAUAUCAUAGUUUUUGUUUUUUGUUGGACUAGUCAACUUUACAUUAUGUAUUGGAUUUUUUUUCUCAUGUUUUUUGGUUUAGUUUUGCAAUAAAAUAAUGAUUUUCUUUAUAUUUGUUCUUUGGAGUUUAUAAGAACCUUCGUAACUAAAUUUAUAAAUAUAGUUAUUAUAUAUUUUUAUUGGUCUGUGUGUUUGUGCUUUGUGUUGUUAAUUCAAUUUGUAUGUUUGUGCUGUUAAUUCAAUUUGUGGACUUAAAUUUUUGUUAAGGUUUGCUAUUGAAAUUCUUAAAUAAGAAAUGGCUAGUUAUUGUUUAAUGAAAACUUUUUAAUGAUAUAUUGAUCUAUAAAUUUUUCUGUAUAUUUUUUUGGACAGUGAAUGGAGCCAUGGAGGUUUUUAGAUUCAGCUGAAAUAGAUUGGUGGAAUAUUUCAAAUUGCUCUUUGAUUUUUCCAAAUAUUUUUGUUGACGAGGAACCUGUUGAAGAUGAAAACCAUCUUCGAGAUGAUUUGGAGUGGUUGGUUAUGUGCCAAAUAACAACACGUAGCAUCUUAACUUAUUAUCAGAACUACGUACACAAAAUACCAUGUCGAACAUCUAUUCGUACAGGUCAUAGAUGUUUAGAGGAGAUAUUAAAUGGACAUGAAGUGAGGUGUUAUCAAGCUUUUCGUCUAUCAAGAUCGGUAUUUAUGGAUUUUUGUCAUGAAUUAGCCCAUAAAUAUGGUCUCCGUCCAACAAGGGGAAUGUCUCUGUACGAGGAAGUUGGAGUUUUUUUAGUGACUUGUGCUCAUGGUGUGGAUAAUAGGUUAUUGCAAGAGUUAUUCAACCAUUCAGGUGAGACUAUCUCAAGGCAUUUUCACAGAGUUUUAAAGGUGGUCGGUAAACUAGCCGAUACUAUAAUCACACCCCAUCCUGAGUAUAAUGAAGGCAAAGGAUAUCACAAGCCGCAACACGAGCGCUACAUGCCAUUUUUUAAAGUGAGUGAUUUCGUUUUAUAUAGUAUAUAUGUAUUGACCUUUUAAAUAAUUUGCAUAUGAUAUUUGUUUGUAUGAUUUAUAGGAUUGUAUUGGAGCAAUUGAUGGCACACAUGUUAAGGCUCGAUUACCACAGGGAAAAACAAUACCAUAUAUCGGACGAAAAGGGUAUCCCACUCAAAAUAUUCUUGCAGUUGUAGAUUUCAAUAUGUGUUUUACAUUUGUAUGGGUUGGAUGGGAAGGAGUUGCCCAUGAUAACAGGAUAUUUGGAGAAGCUAUACGUAAUCCC